Messenger RNA from Cydia strobilella, 5947 nucleotides. It is a transcript of the gene DCTN1-p150, whose product is annotated as dynactin subunit 1. The record is from RefSeq and is a predicted model, not a curated record. Lineage: Eukaryota; Metazoa; Arthropoda; Insecta; Lepidoptera; Tortricidae. The transcript has 31 exons. The coding region runs from base 194 to 4090 and encodes 1298 amino acids. Gene Ontology annotation, cellular component: microtubule plus-end; nucleus; axon. Gene Ontology annotation, biological process: establishment of mitotic spindle orientation; cytoplasmic microtubule organization; nuclear migration. Gene Ontology annotation, molecular function: microtubule plus-end binding.
GCAAUAACAAAACGUUUCGCCAUCACAAAAUUUGACGUAUAUUCACUUGACAUUUCUUAAUUUGCUAAAUGUUCAAUUUCGUCAAUACUUUAAUGUAUUAUUGUUACUGAAUUCUGUUAAUAAACGUGAAACAUGUUUUAAUCUUGGACCAUCUUGGCACAACAGAAAUUGAAUUACACAGAGUUGAUACAAGAUGUCUGAGAAGCUUACACUAGGGCAGCGGGUGAAGGUGGUGGGCAAGGACGUGAAGGGCUCCGUGGCGUACGUGGGGCACCCUACCUUCGCCACCGGCAAGUGGAUCGGGGUCAUCCUGGAUGAGCCUAAAGGGAAGAACAACGGGACUAUCCGGGGACAUGCCUACUUUACUUGCGAUGAAAACUAUGGCGUAUUCGUCCGCCAGACUCAAAUCCAACUGCUGGACGGUGAAGACAACCCCAUGGAGACCUCCACAACCUCUGUGGACGAGCCCCGCGCCCCCGCCGCCAACCGCCGGCUCAGCAGUAUCACAGUGGCCCAGCGCUCUAGACCCACCACGGUGCGCCGCAAGACGGCGCCGACGGCGAAGGGCACUCUCUCCAUAUCGAGUUCACGAACGUCACUGGCGAGUAGUCGGCAAUCGUUGACGUCAUACGCCUCGCCGACGACCGAAAGAGUCGCGUCGCCCGAUCAGGCGGCGAAGCGAGCUUCAUUUGUCGAGACCGGAUUCGUGGAGACGCUAACGCAGCAGUAUACGCCAGGACAGAGCAUCACGUCGCCCGCGCCGACGCCGCACGCAGAGGACCGGCUGGCCAACCUGCAGGCGCAGCAGGAGAUCACCCAACUCAAAUCCGAAGUAGAAGAUCUAAAGGAAAAGCUAGAAACCUUCCGCGUGAAGCGAGCCGAGGACCGAGAGCGUCUGCGCGAGUUAGAGCGAGUGAGACUGCAGUUAGAGCAGGCCAACGAGUUUAAAUCUCGCAUCAUGGAGUCGCAGGCGCAGCUGCAAAGAGACUUACAGAGGGCGAAGCAAGAGGUUCGUGAGGCUCAAGAGGCCCUGGACAACCACAAUGACGAAACUGCUGAACUGCAAGAGGCGGCCGAGAUGGCGGCGCUCGACAAAGAAAUGGCUGAAGAGCGCGCCGAAUCAAUCCAACUGGAGUUGGAGUCCUGCCGCGAGAAGUUGGAGGAGGCAACAUUGGACCUGCAACUCAUGCGCGCUGAAAUGGAGGCCUCAGGCAACACCCAGCACCCGUACGCAGCGACGGACGACCGCGCGGCCACCGGCUACGAGAUGCGGCAGCUGCAACAACAAAACUCCCGCCUGAGGGAGACGCUCGUGCGGCUCCGCGACCUCAGCGCGCAUGACAAGCACUCCAUGCAAAAGAUGAACAAGGACAUAGAUCAAUACAAGUCAGAGAUAGCGGAACUGUCUCGCACCAAGGAGAAGCUGUCCUCCAGGGUCGAGGAGUUGGAGGCCCAAGUUGCUGAUCUGAGAGAACAGGUGGACGCUGCACUUGGGGCUGAGGAGAUGGUGGAACAGCUGGCUGAGAAGAAGAUGGCGUUGGAAGACCAGGUGGAACAACUCAAACAGGACGUGUCCGAGCUGGAAGCACUUCAAGAAGUCCACGAGCAGCUGGUGGAGUCCAACCGAGAGCUGGAACAAGACCUGCGUGAGGAGCUGGAGAUGGCCCAGAGCGCCACCAGGGAGGUGGUGCGCGAACGCGAGGCAGCAUUCGAAACCAUCAUGGAUCGUGACUCCACCAUUCUCAAGUUUAGAGAACUGGUGCAGAAGAUGACUGAACAGUACAACGAGAUAAGGAACCAGUUGGAGUCAAAACAAGGUUCCCCAGCUCCAUCAGAGCAGGACACCCCCGAGCCCUCUCGCUCUCCCCCCGUGGAGCUCGGCUCGCUCGUGCAUCUCUCUCGCGCGUCCACGCGCUCCGUGGACUUGCAACUGCGCGCACUGGAGCUGGCGCAGGCACGCGCACGCGCAGACAUGCUAGCUGCGUGUCUGCCCGACCACUUCAUGCAGCCGGCGGGUGAUCACGACGCCAUCUUACUGAUUCUUCUGCUGCAGCGGCUCACCACCAAGGCUGACAUCAUUCUGGGGCAGAUCAGGGAACGGUUCCCGGCUGUGAAUGUGUGGGACAGGGAGGCGGUGACAAAGACGCAUACCGCCGUGCAAUACAGCUUCCGAUGCCAACUUGAAUACCAGCUGCACAUGAUACAGUGUAUAGUAUCGAUGUGGGUGUGGACCCUGGACUCCUGCAAACCAGAGCUGCUGCUGAAAGCUGCAAGUGCACUCCCAGAUGCAAGUCAGCAGGAGAAAGCCUUGGACGGCGCAUUGCAACUGCUGAAAACGAACGAGUUAGACGAAAACGUGGGGCUGGACGGUAUCGAGCGCUGCUGGAGCUACCUGUCCGCCAUGUGGUCCGCGCUCGGGCUGUCGGCGCUGGAGCCGGAGCCGGAGCCGGAGUCCCCGCGCGAGUGCGUCGCGCAUGCGUGCUGCGCGCUCGACGCGCUCGCCAGGGCGCUGCACGCCGACGCUAGCGCGCUACAGCAGACGUUACUGCAAUCCGAGCACGGGCUGGAGUUGGGGCAGCUGCACACGCACAUGAUAGCGACUGCGAGCACGCUGCAGCACGCCCUCAAGGGCGCGCGGCGCCGCCUGCCGCCCGCGCCGCACGCGCCGGUGCCGCUGCCGGUGCAGCUAAUCGAGAAGCUCCGCACGGAGGCGGCGGCCACGCUGUCCCGCUGCGCGCGCGCCUCGUACCUGGCGGCGCGCGCGGCCUGCGCAUGCGCCGCCACGGCCGGCGAGCGCGGCGACGGCGCGCCGCUGCAGCACGCCGUGCUGCUCAACGUGUGGACGCAAGCCACCAACAAGACUUAUCAGCAGGACGACCACGGGCCAGUGCGCACGAUCAAGCACGCUUUAGCGGCCGUGAGCGCCGACGUCACCAAACUGGCAACCAUGGCCGCCGAAAAGGAAUAUGACAUGAUGUCACUGACUAACGUAGCCGAUAAGCCGACUCCGCCUGUGGUGCUGCGCGCGCAGCUCGUCAAGAAACAGCUAGAGGAGACCAAGACUUUGACCAUCAAGCUGGAAAACAAGGAGGCUGAUAUCAAGGAGCUCAGGAAAGCGCUCAAGGCGAAGCAAGAGGAACUAUCAGAGAUGCAGAUCCGUCGCGAGCUCGGGGAGCGCAAGCUGACGGCGGCGGCGCGCGAGGCCGAGCUGAAGGCCGAGCAGCUGACGCGCAAACUUGACGACGCCAACAACCAACUCAAACGCAAAGAAAAGGAGUUCGAAGAGACAAUGGACCAUUUACAACAAGACAUAGACUCGUUGGAGACCGAGCGUGGCGCGCUCAGAGACAAGCUGAAACUAUAUGCCAAGCGAGGCGGGCAACAUCACGCGGUGGCGUCGCCGGCGGUCGUCUCCAGAGACUACUCACAUGAGACUCCGGUGAAGGUGGCGCCGGGCGUGGCCGCUGGAGAGGUGAACGAAGCCCUACAGCAGCAGCUCAAGGUGCUUAGCUGGACACUGGAACGCGAGCGCGCCGCGCGCGUGGCCGCGUGCCGGCGCGCCGAGACCGUGGCGGUGCGCAGCCUGCGGCCGCUCGACAACCCCGCCGCCCCGGCCGCCGUGGCCCGCCGGCACGCCGCCGCAGCCCUACAAGCACGCCUUGACACUUUACACUCGGAAUGGACGCUAUUCGUGGCUCGCUCGGGGCUUGUCAAAUUCCCCGAGGACCCGAGCAAGUACGCCAAGACAUUAGAGCAGCAUAAGGAGAAGCAGAGAGAGAUGAGGAAACAGCUAGAGGAGCGUCUAAUCGCACUUCAAAACGAAGUCCGCGAUCAACUGCUCCUCCACCGGCCGUGGCGCUGCGUGGAGGCUCCGUUGGCGACGUUCCCCGCUCCCGACCUCACCGGAGCCCUGGCGCCGCGGACGGUGCCUGUCGGAGCCCUGCAGUACCCCGCGCCGAGCAAUACUGAACACACUGUGUACGUCACACCGAGGCAGCUCGCUACGUUAAGAGAGCUGGUGGCUGAACUGAAAUCGGAUGACGUGAAACUGGAACUGAAGCCGCUCGACACCACCGUCUGCGCUGCUUAGAUAUUAUAAGAUAAUUCAUCUUAGAAAAUUACUAAAAGGUUAUUUCCAUACGAAGCUGAGAGUUUUAGGCUUGGGGCUUCUAUACGCCAUUACACCCAUAUCUAAAAAACCAGCCAAUUGCGAGUCGGACUCGCGCACGAAGGGUUCCGUACCAUUACGCAAAAAACGGCAAAAUAAUCACGUUUGUUGUAUAAGAGCCCCACUUAAAUAUUUAUUUUAUUCUGAUUUUACUAUUUGUUGUUAUAGCGGCGACAGAAAUACAUUUUGUGAAAAUUUCCACUGUCUAGCUAUCACGGUUCUUGAGAUACAGCCCGGUGACAGACGGACGGACGGACGGACACCGAAGUCUUAGUAAUAGGGUCCCGUUUUUACCCUCUGGGUACGGAACCCUAAAAAAGAAGGGAUUGUAAAAAAAAUUGAAUGAAAAUAAUGAAACUUAUGACUUUGUAUUGAGUUUAGAUCUCUUUAUUAAUUGAUUUCCUCCUGAUAAAGCCAUAAUUCAUUAAAUACCCUUAACCAGGCAUUUAAAUUAUGUACCUUCAACCGGGGUAAAUAGAAAUGGCGGGGGUGAAUAGGGAUAAAACUUGGAAUGGGAUUUACCUGACAAUUUCUUAAAAACAACACACACAAAUUGUAUCAUACAAAAUCUACUAUUAUUUCCAAUCGCAUGAUACAAAUUGUGUGGGUUGUUUUUAAGAAAUUAUCAGGUAAAUCCCAUUCCAAGUUCUUUCCCUAUUCACCCCCGUCAUCCGUAUUUACCCCGGUUGACGGUAUGUGAAAUUAUGACUUUAUAAGAUGAGUUAUUAUUAUUCAAUUCUGUCUUUUAAUUGAAUAAGUAUACUAGCGAUUAUCCGGUCUCUACUUAUAGAGAUGUUACGCGAUAUGUCCAUACGAAACAGACAUACAAAUUGACGAAUUUUGAGUUUUCCCAGUGAAAAUCUUAAUGUAAAUCGAAUUUAACGAAUAUAAAGUCGUUGACUCGACCUGCUACUCGGUAGCUUAGUUGUGGCCGUUGUGGGUUCGAUUCCCGCUUGGUGGAUAUUUAAUUAUUUAUUAACUUACGCUUCAAUGUAUUUUUAGCAAUGUAAGUAUAGAAGACAUUACGAAGGAAUUUAUUUAUUUUAAGAUGGCAGCUAUCGCUGAUUACAAAAUUUUAAAUAAAUGAAUGAUGAUUAUGUGAUUUGUUUAAUGUUAUAUUUAUUGUAUGUUCAGUGUUUGUAUAUGUAUGCGAAUAGCAUGAAAAUUACUGUUAGUAGUUUAUCGAUUUAGCCUAAAUUUUGCGGACAACAUAUAGUUUGGAUGUAUCAAAUUAUGUACAGUCGCCAUCAGAUAUAUCUGAGCGGCCGAGGUGGUCAAAAAUAUGUGAACACGCACUCUAACGCCUUGACAAUGAGGGCUAACGCGUAUGAAUUCGCCGCUAGGGGCGCUAGUGUAGAUGGUGGUCUUUUUCAUAGUUCGAAAUGUCAAAUGUCACUUGUCACUUCAAUGACUGACAGCUGUUCUUUAGUCUUUUGGACCACCAUCAACCGAGGCGCCAACUGUGAGCAAAAAAACGAUAGCCCUCAUAGAGGCGUGUUCAGAUAUUUGUGAGCACCUUGGCCGCUUGAUGGCGACUGUACAGUGAUAAAUUUGUACACGAUGAUAUGAAAAUUAUGUCACUGCUUGUAAGAUCACUAAAACAGUUUUAAUAACAAAAUUUUCGUUAUACACAAACAUUUUAUUUUAUGUUAUAAAAAUAUUAUUAUAAUGUGUGUAUAGAUUGUGACAUUAUUGAUUCUCAUGUUAAUUUUUGAUAACUUUGGAACGCACCAGAUAAUUUUUAUUAUAAUUAUAAUCGUUAAUAUUAUUAAACAUGUA